Molecule: messenger RNA, 2856 nt
Organism: Letharia lupina
Lineage: Eukaryota; Fungi; Ascomycota; Lecanoromycetes; Lecanorales; Parmeliaceae
Exons: 2
Coding region: 1-2856 (951 amino acids)
Source: RefSeq, a predicted model, not a curated record
AUGCUUGACCCUUUGACCGCCUUAAGUAUCGCGAGCUCUGUCAUCCAGAUCGUCGACUUCGGAUGUAAGCUAGUUUCACAAAGUCAAGAGAUAUACUAUUCCGCCAAUGGCGCGACAAAAGAUAAUGUGACAAGUGGCGAGAUUACUAAGGAUAUCAACCUCCUAUACAAGGAUCUAACCAGUAAGGACCAAAACUUCCAAAUGCUAGACGACGAUGACAGAGCACUUGGAAAGCUCGUCGGUGCAUGCCUGCGAGAAGUAGAAGCAUUGAUGAACCUCCUGGCGGAGUUGGAGGUGCCGCCAGAUGCAACGCAAUGGAAAAGCUUCAAGAACGCCAUCAAAAGUGCACGAAAGAAAGGGAAGGUCAAGGAUAUUGAGACACGAUUGCUCAAGAUACAGAAGCAGAUUGAUUCUCGAUUACAAGUAAUGAUGACCAACCAGCAGUCUGAACUAUCCAAGCGAAUGAACCACAUCUCCAAGGAGCAUACCCUAAUGCAGAUCGAGAGCGUUCACCACAUGGAGCAGCUAAAGGCUGACAUUCGGAGAUACGCCGCGCGACAGGCUGAUGACAGCAAUCGCGCCCAGAUCCUAAUUCAGAAACUCGGCGACCUGGCCGAAGAAGGUCACAGAGUGGCGAAUGAAGAAAAAAUCCUCAAGAGCCUUGAGUUCACCGAGUGGAAGCGCAGAUUCAAUGAUGUUCACAAAGCUCACACGCAGACUUUCGAUUGGAUGUUGGAAGACUCCAAGGACCCUGCCAUACCACCCACAGGCUUCAAGGAGUGGCUCCAAGGUAAAAAUGGUAUCUAUUGGAUCUCUGGGAAAGCAGGGUCUGGGAAAUCCACUCUCAUGAAGUUCCUCGCCGAGAACCCACGCGUUAGCCACUAUCUCCAAGAUUGGGCGGGUCUUUCUGCAAAACCGGUAUUGAUCUCCUGGUUUUUCUGGGCUGUUGGAUCGGCUAUGCAGAAGUCCAAAGAAGGUCUCUUUCAGUCGCUGCUAUUCCAGAUUCUGAGACGAUGCCCUAAUCUCAUUCCGAUUGUCUGCGAAAGUAGAUGGCAAGAAGAUAGUGCAUACGGCGAAGAGAGCGAUCCAUGGACCCUUGAGGAACUCGACGCUGCUUUUGUCAUCAUAUCAAACCAGCCCACGCCCGGGAUACUGUUCUGCAUGUUCAUUGAUGGCUUGGACGAAUAUGAUGGACGACCCACCGAAAUUAUAGACAGGCUCCAACUCUUGGCAAAAGCUGAAAACAUCAAAAUGUGUCUCGCCAGUCGUCCUUGGACUCCAUUCAGGAUAGCUUUCGCUGAAGGGAACUGCGAUGGCUCACUUCUACUCGAAAGACAUACGAAGCAUGAUAUCGAGCGCUUCGUGAGGGAUAUACUAGAGAAAGAUAAAAGAUUCACCCAAGCAGAGCGAAUAGACAAGAAAUAUGGUUUGUUUGUCCAUGAAGUGAUUGAAAGAGCCCUCGGUGUAUUCUUGUGGGUGUUCUUGGUAGUCAAUCAGCUUUUGAAAGGAUUGGGAGAGCGGAACAAAUUAGAAGACCUCCAAGCAAAACUCGACACAAUGCCGAAAGACUUGGAAUCUUAUUUCAAGCAAAUAUUCGAUGGAAUUGACACAGCACACCGGACGGAAUCUGCCAAGGUGUUCCUUCUGACGACCCAUGCUGUGCAGCCACUCUCUGUUGCCUGCUAUCGCUAUCUCGAGAAAGAACAUCGCGAGCCGGGCUACGCGCUUGAAGCGUUGAUCGAGCCGAUGUCCCCAGAACAACUGACGCUCGUACACGAAGAUGUUAGGGAUCGGAUCAAUUUCCUGUGCAAAGACUUACUCGAGGUGAAUGAGACCCUUACCGACCAAAGGCUUGAUUAUCAAGUGGACUUCCUCCAUAGAACUGUAAGCGAUUUUCUCAUGGAAAAGGACAUGUACCAAGACCUGGUUCAACGCGCGACCGACAACGAUACAGCCAAAUGGGAUCCUCACCAAGCACUCUGCUACGUAGAGCUGGCCAGAGCGAAGAGCUUGCCUCUCAAACAUGGCAUUCAAAACCGACUCAACGUCGUGUUUUCUCUCGUUGACACACUCAUGUUCUAUGCCCACGAAGUUGAAAUAGAGCAGAAAGCGCCACAGACCAAAUUACUAGAACAACUCGAUCGAGUCAUCUCGGACUACGCUGAUAAUGGUAUGGUCUAUCACUGGACAAAUGCUCGCGAUCCACCAAGAGGCUUGUACUUCGACGAAUACAACUACAACAGCUUUCUCGCGUUGGCAGUUCAGAGUCGCCUAGGCUUGUAUGUCAAGGAGAAGCUCGAUAGCAAACCUAACCUUCUGCGCGCCAAAAGUGGCCGCCCGUUUCUGGAUUACGCACUGCGACCCAAUAUUGUAACCCCGACUAGACUUCCGCAACUUGUGGAGUUUAUCGAUUUCGACAUGGUUCGCUUGCUUCUGGACAAGGGAGCCAACCCCAACGAAAAGGUAUCGAUUUACGGCAACAUCACCGUCUGGGCGCUUUUCCUCCUCUCAUGCUACGAGAAAAAGGAUAUCAAAAGUUCCCAAGCCAAAGAAACCUGGUUCAAAGCGGCGGAGUUGAUGAUCAGAAAAGGCGCUGAUAGGAAGCUGAAGCUUGAGACUACGCGGCGAGAAAAAAUGGCGAACCACUUAGAGGCGGAGACGGCUGCGCUGGUGAAGACGGCAAAGUAUCGAAGAGUGGUCACUCGAGGAGGGAUUAUUGAAGUAGAUGUCCCAGUGGAGCUCACGGCUGUGAGUAUCUUGAGGGAGAUCUUCGGCGAUGGCAAGAUUGCGGAGAUAGAGGCUAUUGUGCCCGAGACAUCGAGCUGGAGUGUGUGGAACUUGAUACCCUGGACUUGA